This is a messenger RNA of Planococcus citri (citrus mealybug), 1648 nucleotides long. RefSeq lists its product as uncharacterized. Bases 328 to 1200 code for a protein of 290 amino acids. The record is from RefSeq and is a predicted model, not a curated record. The transcript has 4 exons. Lineage: Eukaryota; Metazoa; Arthropoda; Insecta; Hemiptera; Pseudococcidae.
AAGGAAAACCAGUAACAGUUUGCCUUUUAUGAGCGUUGUAUGCGGUCGAAUUUACUCGUGUUUGAAGUUUUUCAUUUACGUGAAUAUCACGAAAAUAAUUCGAAAUAAUAUCGUCUUCAUCGUCGAUCUACAUGUUUCAUCUAAGCGAGUGUCUUUUAUCGAGAAGGAACGAGAUAAAUUAGCGAAUCAAAUUGGAGCAAAGAAGAAAAAAAAAUUACCGAAAUGGUAACGAAAGAGCAACGUAAAAAAUAUCAAUUUUUUAUACGUUCGAGAAGCGAUGUCUUGCAACAUUGAGGAUAAUUUUUCAACUCGAAGGAAAUCGUUAUAAUGUUCAAAACUGUUAAAGUAGGCGAUACUUCGCUGCAGUACACGAUCGUUUCGCAAACUGAGGAAUCUAGUUGUUCGAGUGGCGGUGGUGGUGGCGGCGGCGGAGGUGGGGGCGGUGGAGGUGGAACCGUAACUCGCAAGAAUAAAAUUAAACGUAAAACGAGACAUAGACAGACGGUUAUUUUGAUUUUGAUUACGUUAAUUAUGGGCUGCGGUAUCGUUAUCGCGGCCGUAUUGGUUCCUAUUUUAGUGGCUAGUAAGUUGGUGGGUAAUUUACCGGAAUCGGCGAAAUUUCAAACGUUCGCUAUUGCCGCCUCGAGUAUACAAGGGUAUGGCAAACACGAUCAAAAUGGUCAUAAAUACGUGGAAUUGUUACCCAUUAAGCAAGCGCCUGUUGAUUCGGUCAUCGAGUUCCAAGACGAUAUUCCUGUGAUGGAUGAUAACAAAUGGAGGACGGAUUUUCGAUUAAAUUUCAACGACGAGAAAUCUGCCAAAGAGCAAUUACCCUCGGCGACCGCUGCCCAAUCGGCCGAAAGUCAAGAUAAACCGCCUGUAUCAAAUUUCACUCAAGUUACCGUUUAUCACAACAAAAGCGAAAACGUUACCGCGUUUCCGCAACGUGUUAGUUCGACGAUAGAAUCUCAAUCAUCGUGGAGCGGACUCAUCCGAUUGUUGAAAACUUUAAUAGACUCGAUGGUCCAAAAAAGGAUUACGCCAAUAAUUCAAUUUGCCUGUUUUAUGUUGAUCGUCGUAAUGGCGAUUAUAAUUAUCAAACGCAGAAGACGAAAGCGGCACAUCGAGAAGGUAGAAAGCUACGAACAUAAAGCGCAAAGAAAGCAGCUCUUGUCUGCCAUUCCAAUCGAAGACGACUGAUUUUGAAAAACAAAAUACACGCAUCUUUUAAUUAUCAAAGCGGGAACAAUUACCUAUUAUACUCGUACAAUGCGUCGUUUAAAAUGUCGUGUCUUUGUGUUUGUAAUUUUAGUUUAUUUGCGAAUCGAUGUUUAUGUAAAUCUGUUUUGUGUUUUUUCCUGUAUUUAUGUAAUUUUUUUUAAAUGUAUUCAUUUACGUGGACGAGUUUAAAAAAUUUUGAGGAUAUUUUAAUCUUUCUUUUUUUUUUGAAAGAAAAUUUAUUUUAAAGAUGCACAUUGAUGAAAUGAUGAUACGAGUGUGGAAGUUUACAAAACCAUCAGUAUAUGGUUGAAGUACUUACAUUUAUUAUUUAAUGUAUGUUUAUAUCAUAAUACCUAUGAUAAACCAAAUUAAUUUUUUGUGUUUUUUUUUGCGUUUUAAUGGUUUAAUAAAUGAUCAUUGUUGAUUA